Molecule: messenger RNA, 842 nt
Organism: Asterias rubens (European starfish)
Lineage: Eukaryota; Metazoa; Echinodermata; Asteroidea; Forcipulatida; Asteriidae
Product: calmodulin-A-like
Exons: 7
Coding region: 387-842 (151 amino acids)
Molecular function (GO): calcium ion binding; enzyme regulator activity
Source: RefSeq, a predicted model, not a curated record
ACAUCUGACAAUUUCUACCUUAAUGGUGUGACAUUUGUACCGCCCCUUUCCUUGUUUCCCAUCCGACGGCUUGGUAACCAAAAUCAAUGCGCGUCCUUGCUGAUAAUGUUAUGAAUUGUAUCCCAUGAUCCCUUGCAAUCCAUGACGUAAUAUUACGUAAGAUCUGCCAAGACAAGUUCAUCCUUGCCAAUAAUAUGAAAAGAGAAAGGACAAAAAUCGAAAUGCGCAUUGCGUCUGUUGUGUUGGUUGAAUUGAGAAGCUGCAAAACUUGCCAUCAAUUUUUCCGCUAGAGCAGUUGAUUGAUGAUAAUCGUGUGUGUCAAACCAUCAAACAUAAACUUCCAGCCUUCUCAAAUCUUCACUGGGUACAUGUAAAUCUGCUCAGACAUGCAAGCCGAUCAGUUGUCAGAGGAACAAAUUAGUGAAUUCAAGGAGGCGUUCUCCUUAUUCGACAAGGAUGGCGACGGCACCAUCACCACCAAGGAGCUUGGAACAGUCAUGAGAUCACUGGGUCAGAAUCCCACCGAGGCUGAGCUGCAGGACAUGAUCAAUGAGGUCGAUGCUGACGCAGGAAAUGGAACGAUUGAUUUCCCGGAGUUCUUGACGAUGAUGGCGCACAAGAUGAAAGACACAGACUCAGAAGAAGAAAUCAAAGAAGCAUUUCGAGUAUUUGACAAAGAUGGCAAUGGAUUUAUCAGUGCUGCCGAGCUUCGCCACGUGAUGACCAAUCUUGGUGAGAAGCUUACAGAUGAAGAGGUUGAUGAGAUGAUCAGAGAGGCAGACAUUGAUGGAGACGGACAAGUCAAUUACGAAGAAUUUGUUGCCAUGAUGUCCUCAAGGUAA